AUGCCGGGCGAAGUGAUUGAUGCUCCCAACCCGCAGCCGCUGCCGUCGAACGUCCCGGAUUACGUGUCUGAUCUCCUGGUCAAGCUCGAGAAGCGCACUUUGCCCGACGACACCAACGAUGUGGUCGCUAAAUUCCGGCGCGCCGCCAACUACAUUGCUGCUGCCAUGAUCUUCUUGCAGGACAAUGUCUACCUUGAACGAGCUCUCAAACACGAGGACAUCAAGCCGAGAUUGCUCGGCCAUUGGGGAACAUGUCCUGGUCUCACUUUGGUUUACUCUCACCUCAAUCUCCUGAUCAAGAAGCAUGACCUGGACAUGCUCUAUGUGGUCGGUCCAGGUCAUGGAGCACCUGCUAUUCUGGCGGCCUUGUGGCUCGAAGGCUCGUUAGCCAAGUUCUACCCUCGUUACUCGCAAGACGCCCAAGGCCUACACAACCUAAUCAGUGGUUUCAGUACCACCGGAGGCUUUCCCAGUCACAUCAGUGCCGAAACACCUGGAUCUAUCCACGAAGGUGGAGAGCUCGGAUAUGCUCUCAGUGUCAGUUUCGGCGCUGUAAUGGACAAUCCAGAUUUGGUUGUGUGCUGCGUUGUGGGUGAUGGCGAGUCCGAGACUGGGCCUACUGCUACUGCAUGGCAUGGCUGCAAGUACAUUGACCCCGCUGAAUCUGGUGCUGUACUGCCCAUCGUUCACGUUAAUGGCUUCAAGAUCAGCGAGCGUACCAUCUAUGGCUGCAUGGACAAUAAGGAGUUGGCUGCCCUCUUCACUGGCUAUGGAUAUCAACCACGAGUCGUCGACGACUUGAACGACAUUGAUGCAGACCUCUCUAACUCCAUGGAGUGGGCUCUUAGAGAGAUUAAACGGAUCCAGAAAGCUGCCCGAGAAGGCAAGCCCAUCACAAAACCUCGCUGGCCCGUGUUGAUUCUGCGCACCCCAAAGGGCUGGUCUGGUCCCAAGAAAGUCCACGGUACAAUCGUCGAAGGCUCCUACAAGGCGCACCAGGUUCCACUGCCCCAAGCGAAAACUGACGCAGAGGAGUUAAAGCAACUUCAAGAAUGGCUCGAAUCCUACAAACCAAAGGAGCUUUUCAAGGAGAACGGCGAUGUCAUUGAUGAGAUCAAGUCAAUCAUACCCCCGAACCCAGAUCGGCGACUUGGUCAAAAGAAAGAGGUGUCCGGCGCUUAUAGGGGACUCAAGCCUAUCGAUUGGAGGAACUUCUCAGUCGAGAAAGGCAGGUCGGAAAGCUCGAUGAAAGCAGUGGGGAGACUUCUUGAGCAGAUUGUCAAAGACAACCCUAAGACGUUUCGAAUAUUCUCUCCAGAUGAGUUCGAAUCCAACAAGCUCGAUGCUGUCCUCAACUCCACCAACCGGAACUUCCAGUGGGAUCAGUUCUCCCGGGCGCAGGGAGGUCGACUCAUCGAGGUCUUAUCCGAACACCAGUGUCAAGGCUGGAUGCAGGGCUACACCCUGACCGGUCGGACCGCUCUGUUCCCUAGCUACGAAGCUUUUCUCGGCAUCAUUGACACUAUGAUGAUCCAGUACGCGAAGUUCGGCAAGAUGUCUCGUGAGUCGGGGUGGCGAAGUGACAUCUCCAGCAUCAACUACCUCGAGACAUCGACCUGGACCAGACAAGAGCACAACGGCUAUUCCCACCAGAAUCCAGGAUUUAUCGGCGCGGUCUUGAACCUGAAACCUAACGCCGCUCGGGUCUACCUUCCUCCAGACGCAAACACAUUCCUUUCAACCAUGGCACAUUGUCUGCAAUCGAAGAACUACGUCAACCUGAUGGUCGGUUCUAAGCAGCCAUCCGCGGUCUUCCUAUCAGCCGACGAAGCCGAAAACCACUGCCGAGCCGGCGCCUCGGUGUGGAAGUUCGCGUCUACGGCCGACGGCCUUAAUCCAGACAUUGUCCUCGUUGGCAUUGGUGCCGAAUUGACCUUUGAGGUCAUCGCCGCUGCAGACAUACUCAGAUCGGAGAUCCCAGACCUGCGUGUUCGGGUCGUCAAUGUGACGGAUCUGAUGAUCCUCGGGGCGUUUAGCAGCCAUCCCCACGCAUUGACAGAUGAUGCAUUCGACGCGCUCUUUACCGAAGACAUACCCAUCCACUUCAACUACCACGGCUAUGCAACCGAACUCAAAGGUCUCCUCUUCGGUCGGCCAAACAUGCACCGUGUAACCAUUGCCUCUUACAACGAGGAAGGCAGUACAACCACGCCGUUCAACAUGAUGCUGGUGAACGGCACGUCGCGGUAUCACGUUGCCAUCCAAGCGAUCAAGGGUGCUGCGAAGAGGAACGACAAAGUCAGACUGAGGUUGCAUGAGUUGACGAGUGAGUUGACCGGGCGCAUCAGUGAGGUCACCAAGUUCAUACUCAAGGAGAAGACUGAUCCGGAGUAUCUCAACGAGGUCAAGAACUUCAAGAUCGAUACGGCUUCUAUGAGUGAGGGUUGA
This is a messenger RNA of Cladophialophora yegresii CBS 114405, 2448 nucleotides long. RefSeq lists its product as uncharacterized. The transcript has 3 exons. Gene Ontology annotation, molecular function: aldehyde-lyase activity. The coding region runs from base 1 to 2448 and encodes 815 amino acids. The record is from RefSeq and is a predicted model, not a curated record. Gene Ontology annotation, biological process: carbohydrate metabolic process. Lineage: Eukaryota; Fungi; Ascomycota; Eurotiomycetes; Chaetothyriales; Herpotrichiellaceae.